Messenger RNA from Uloborus diversus, 2211 nucleotides. RefSeq names its product transcription factor SPT20 homolog. Bases 1 to 2211 code for a protein of 736 amino acids. The record is from RefSeq and is a predicted model, not a curated record. The transcript has 3 exons. Lineage: Eukaryota; Metazoa; Arthropoda; Arachnida; Araneae; Uloboridae.
AUGGCAUCUAAGAAAAGUUUAUCCGUACAAGAAGCUCUGGCUCUAUUGGAAGAGUUGUCAGAUGAUGAGGACUUCCUGAAUGCUGACAUAAUUAUUUCUCCACCUGAGAAUGAAAACUUAACAGACGAAGAUAGUGGAGCAGAGGAUAAUAUAAGUGAUAAACCGCAUCAACAACAACAGCAGCAACAAGUAGAGGAACCAGGACGAUUCAAGCGGUCGCCAAAAGCACAGCAGCAGCAACAACAACAGCAGCAACAAGUACAAGCACAAGAGCAAGAUAACAAGAGACCUUCCAAAAGGUCGCCACAGGAACAGCAGCAGCAACAAGUAGAGGAACCAGGACGAUUCGAACGAUCGGCAAAAGAACAUCAGCAGCAACAGCAAGAACAACAAAUAGAAGAAAGAACACGAUUUGAGAGGUCUUCACAAGAACUGCAACAGCAACAACAAGAAGAACAACAAGUACAAGAGCAGGAAAAUAAGGGUCGCUCUCAACGAUCGCCACAAGUGCGUACAGGGCAAUCUCCUUGUAUUCAAGGAGAGACGGGACGAUGUAAACGCUCUCCACAAGAACAACAGCAGCAGCAACAGCAAGUAGAAGAGCGAGCACGAUUGGAACGGUCGCCACAAUCACAGCAACAACAACAACAAGAGCAGCAACAAAUACAAGAACAAGAGCAGGAAAUCAAGGGACGUUCUGUACGAUCGCCACAAGAACAGCAGCAGCAGCAACAACAACAGCAGCUGCAAGUAGGAGAAAGAGAACGAUUUGAGCGGUCCCCACAGGAACAGCAGCAGCAACAGCAACAGCAGCAAGAAGUAGAGGAACCAGGACGAUUCAAACGAUCGCCACAAGCACAGCAGCAGCAACAACAGCAGCAGCAACAAGUACAAGAUCAAGAGCAGGAAAACAACGCACGUUCUGUACGAUCACCACAAGAACAGCAGCAGCAACAACAACAGCAGCAACAAGUACAAGCACAAGAGCAGGAUAACAAGAGACCUUCCAAAAGGUCGCCACAGGAACAGCAGCAGCAACAAGUAGAGGUACCAGGACGAUUCGAACGAUCGGCAAAAGAACAUCAGCAGCAACAGCAAGAACAGCAAAUAGAAGAAAGAACACGAUUUGAGCGGUCUUCACAAGAACUCCAACAGCAACAACAAGAAGAACAACAAGUACAAGAACAAAAGCAGGAAAAUAAGGGUCGCUCCCAACGAUCGCCACAAGUGCGUACAGGGCAAUCUCCUUGUAUUCAAGGAGAGACGGGACGAUGUAAACGCUCUCCACAAGAACAACAGCAGCAGCAACAGCAAGUAGAAGAGCGAGCACGAUUGGAACGGUCGCCACAAUCAGAGCAACAACAACAACAAGAGCAACAACAAAUACAAGAACAAGAGCAGGAAAUCAAGGGACGUUCUGUACGAUCGCCACAAGAACAGCAGCAGCAGCAACAACAACAGCAGCUGCAAGUAGGAGAAAGAGAACGAUUUGAGCGGUCCCCACAGGAACAGCAGCAGCAACAGCAACAGCAGCAAGAAGUAGAGGAACCAGGACGAUUCAAACGAUCGCCACAAGCACAGCAGCAGCAACAACAGCAGCAGCAACAAGUACAAGAUCAAGAGCAGGAAAACAACGGACGUUCUGAACGAUCACCACAAGAACAGCAGCAGCAACAGCAAGAGCAGGUAGAAGAAAGAGGACGAGUUGAACGGUCACCCCAAGCACAGCAACAGCAGCAGCAAGUAGAAGAAAGAAGACGAUUUGAGCGGUCCCCACAGGAACAGCAGCAGAAACGGCAACAUCAGCAACAAGUAGAUGAACCAGGACGAUUCAAACGGUCGCCACAAGAACAACAGCAGCAACAAGUACAAGAUCAAGAGCAGGAAAACAACGGACGUUCUGUACGAUCACCACAAGAACAGCAGCAGCAGCAGCAACAGCAAGAGCAGGUAGAAGAAAGAGUACGAGUUGAACGAUCACCCCAAGCACAGCAACAGCAAGUAGAAGAAAAAAGACGAUUUGAGAGGGCUCCACAAGAACAGCAGCAGCAACAACAAGAACGGCAACAAGUACAACAACAAGAGCAGGAAAAUAAGGGACGUUUUCAACGAUCGCCACAAAUCCGUACAGGGCAGCCACCUUGUAUUCAAGGAGAGACAGAACGAUGUAAACGGUCCACACAAGAACAACAGCAACAGCAACAAGUGUAA